This is a messenger RNA of Diplodia corticola, 1068 nucleotides long. RefSeq lists its product as uncharacterized. The transcript has 7 exons. The coding region runs from base 1 to 1068 and encodes 355 amino acids. The record is from RefSeq and is a predicted model, not a curated record. NCBI's taxonomy places the organism in Eukaryota, Fungi, Ascomycota, Dothideomycetes, Botryosphaeriales, Botryosphaeriaceae.
AUGUCUAUCCCCGCUGGAGCGGAUCUUUCUCAGAUACCGGCGAUGCAGCCGCCAGCAGGCGUCCAGUCGGACCUAAUCGACCCACCCAGCUACCACCACAAGCUGCUCAUCCUCAACCUAGUCUUCACCAUAACGAUGCUCGUCCUUGUGGGAGUUCGUCUUAGCGUCAAAGGCUUCAUCUCCAAGGUACUUUGGUGGGAUGAUCUCGCCUGUGUCAUGGCUGCGAUGGGAUCCGUCACCCACGCGGUGGUUAUGAUGUACCAGACGAGAAUCGGUUACGGGCGGCACAUGUGGGACAUUCCCGUGUCCUGGCUGGUUGAAAAGAAGAACCUGGAGCUACUCAACGCGGACAACCCCGUCUACCUCACGACCAUCUUUCUGGCCAAGGUGUCGAUGCUGCUGCUCUACCUGCGCAUCUUCCCGCGGAGCACCAACAUGGGCCGUUGGAUCAUAUACAUGCUUGUCUUCCUCACCGCCUUCUGGCUGUCGAUGCUGGGGCCUGCCAUCGCUGCGCAGUACAAGUGCGUGUCGUUGCAGUCGCCCACGACCGACUUCUGCACGGCCAUCAGCAAUAGCCUGAUCAUCCUGAACGCCGCCGUCACCGUGGCUACCGACUUCUACGUGCUGCUGCUACCGAUCCCGCCCUUCUUCAAGCUGCUGUUCCAGACGAAGCAAAAGCUGCUGAUCGUCGUCAUCUUCCUUACGGGUCUUGUAGCAUGCGCGGCCAGCACCACCAGGCUAGGGCUAUUCUUGAACUCGUUUGGUAGCGACGACAUCUUAUGGGAGCAGGCAAACAAUUCCAUGUACACUAUUGUCGAGAUCAACGCGGCCAUUACUUCGGGGUGCCUGCUCAACCUGCCCGCGUUCUGCGGUUACGGAAAGGGUGUUGCGCUGCGGGCAUACAACUCGGUCAGAUCGCUGGUGACCGAUAGCUCUGCGGGAAGCACGCGCGGCAACUCUUUCGAAAGGACAAGCGGCGUUGAGGAAGUCCACGUCACAGAUAAGGACAACAGAAGCUCGGUGGAUCAGGGAACGUCCGAGAUGCGUGCCAGGAUAAGCGAGGUUUGA